This is a messenger RNA of Micromonas commoda, 1935 nucleotides long. RefSeq lists its product with no specific name. The record is from RefSeq and is a predicted model, not a curated record. Lineage: Eukaryota; Viridiplantae; Chlorophyta; Mamiellophyceae; Mamiellales; Mamiellaceae. Bases 1 to 1935 code for a protein of 644 amino acids. The transcript has a single exon.
AUGCCGCUCAACGAUGUGUCGAACGCAUCCUCCACCGGGGAGUUUCGAACCCCCGGGAAGAAGGCCAUUAGCGGCUUCAACAUUCCGGGACUGACGCACGCCCCGCCGGUGGCGCAGUCCAAGAUGGGAAAGAAGGCCAGACAAAGCCUCGCGGGCCCGGGCGAGGCCAAAGUUGGAGCGAAGACGUCGAAGGGUGGCAAGAGGACGCUCGGUGGUCCGUCCGCCAUGGCCGCGAAGCAGUCCGCGCCCGCGAUGAAGCAAACCUCCAUCACGGCUCACCUCGAACCGCCCUGCGAGGCCCAGGCGGCCGAGGCCAAGGCGGACACCGAGGUGGUACAUCCCGUGACUUCCGGCGCGCCCGAUCCCAUCGCUGGUGCGGAUAUUCCCGAGGCGGAAGAGGGAGAGUUGGAGGAGCAACGGGUGGCGUUCGACGAAGAGGCCACCGUGUCGAUCCCCUCGAUUGCGCCCGACGCAUCCACCGCGACCGUGCUGCCUGUUCACAUAGAAGAGGAGGAGCACGCCGACGACGAGGCUGACGACGACGAAGAGGAUGACGCGCACGCUGAAGAAUCUCAGUCGGCUCAACCCUCGGACAACCACGCGGACAGGUCCCACCGCGGUACGAUGGCCAAGGAACUCGCCAUGCUCGCCGCUCUCAACGGCGGCGUCCUCGCGACCAAGACCCCCGGUACGAAUCGUAAGGGUCCGAGAAGGUCGCGCCGGGCCAACAAAGCCGCGCAAGCUCAGAGGUUCGGCGAGUUCACGAGCUGGGACCACGUGGAGCGGGGCGCGUGCGGCACCCCGGGAGAUGCGCUUCGCAAGCGCCGCGACUCUUCCGAGCCCGAAGACGUCAAGGGUGUCAAGCCGCCGGGAAAGUUUGAGGCGCCAAAGGUUCGAACAACUGUCGAGGACGUUCAGCAACGGGUAAGAGACCUGAUGAAGAUGGCAGACGCCGUGCUGCCGCUCGAGGAGGAUAACGGCAAGGAUGACGCCGCCAACCAGAAAUCCCUGAGGGAACAGCUGAGUGACUCGUGGGGCGGGCAGGGAUACUACGCCAAGCUUGCCUCACAGAUGCAGACGCCGCCGGCAAAGUCUAUUCUCAAGGCGAGCAGGUUCGGGGCGGCUGCAAACAACGAGGGCGCGUGCCGUUCGGCGGCGAAGAACACUGCCGUGAAUGUGGCUGCCAACGGACCCGCGCGAGGCAUGGCGACGAGGAGGAAGAGUGUCACCGAGGCGGAGACAGCGUCCAGCCUUGCCAAGGUGGUCGAGAAGUCUGACAAGUCAAAGAAGCGCGUCUCACUCGGCGGCGAGGCAGCAGCGACGCUCAAGGAAGCGGCCGAGAAGCAGGCUGUAGUCGAGGACAGGCGCCGAUCCUUUGGCAAAUCCACCGAGCCGCCGAAGAGCGCGAUGAAGGAGUACGGCAACGCCCUCUUCAACUCACCCGGAGCAGAGGACGAGAAGUCUCCGACCACGAUCAGCAUGAAGGCUAACGCGAUGACCCCGGCGAAAUCGGUGAUCUUCACGGCGAACCAGGCCGUCGUGUUUGAGGCGACUCCAUCACCGAUGAACGCCAACGCGACAGUCAACGCCGGGUGUGAGAGUGUCGGUCCGUCUGGUCCAUCUGAGUCUGAGGCUGUCGCGAUACUUGAACGACAGAUGGCCCUGCUCCGCGCAGAACUUGCGAUGACCAAGAGCGAUCUCGAUGCCGCAAAGCGCGAAGUCGAGUCCCUGCGGGGCACGUGGGACCCGCAAGGUGGCGACAGCGAGGCCCUACUUCAGGAGAACAAGGAUCUUCGUGCGGAGCUCGCGGCGGUUAAGAAAAAUGCGGCAGCGGCUGUUGCGAAGAUGGCGGAGGUUCUCAGGGCGCAGCUCAACGAGGGGAUGAAUGCACUCGGCGUCGUGGAGGCGGAGGCGCUGCAGUCUCUCGCGAUGUGA